Molecule: messenger RNA, 2916 nt
Organism: Rhodotorula toruloides NP11
Lineage: Eukaryota; Fungi; Basidiomycota; Microbotryomycetes; Sporidiobolales; Sporidiobolaceae
Product: ubiquitin carboxyl-terminal hydrolase 10
Exons: 4
Coding region: 1-2916 (971 amino acids)
Biological process (GO): protein deubiquitination
Cellular component (GO): cytosol; nucleus
Molecular function (GO): cysteine-type deubiquitinase activity; cysteine-type endopeptidase activity
Source: RefSeq, a predicted model, not a curated record
AUGGCCACACCGACCGCCGGGCCGUCUCGACAAGCGACGCCCGUCCAUCCAUCGACGUCUGCGAAUGGUCGUGUGAGCACACUCAAUCCGCACAGCGCGAGCUUCUCGUUCCUCCAGCCAGACUCUGUGCCAUCGACGUCAGCCGCCGUGCACCACCCGCCACCCGCGCCGUAUGCUUACGAGCAACACCCGUUCCCCAUCUCUUCGUUCUCGCCUCCACACCCGAACGGCAUGUACGGCUCGCAUGGGCCGUACUCGCCUUAUCCCAUCAGCUCCUCGAACGGUAUGGCUGGCGGAUCGGGCAUGCACGGCGCGGGAGGACCGCCGCCGCCGCCUCCUUGGGCAGGGAAGGGACUCGGUGGAGGCGGAGGAAACGGCGGGUGGAACGCAGGGCCGCCGCCGUUCGCCCAACACGGCAUGCAUCAGCCUACACAUCCGCACGGCCAGCCCCCGUACUUUCAACACCACGGACCGCCUCCUCCUCCUGCCCCUAGUCGGAUACCGCCGCCUCCUGUUCCGCCGCCCGGUUCAAUGGCCACGAACGGCAUUCUCUUUCCCCUUCCAGCUCCUCAGCACCUCCCGGCAGUUGCCGCCGGCGCAGGAUACCCGCCACCAGGCGCUUCCGGCCUUCCUCACUCGCACGUCCACCCGCCCUCACAUCCGCCUCAUCCCCCCCUUCCGCCUUUCUCGCCUCAACGGCCACCGCCGCCGUCAUCUGCUGCACCUCGACUGAUACCCGCGCCGUCCCUGCCUGUCUCGCCCGCAUCGCCUCUUCCGCCACCUUCGACCAGUCCCAGCGUCGUCCCUCCCAGUCCUCUGCCCGAAGCGGUCGUGCCGUCUCCGUCGCCAAGCAGUGUCGAAGCGACAUCGCAAGAAGGCGAACCUAAGGCAGAAUCGGACGUGCCCGCCCCCGCUCCUCCACCUCGCCGUCUCGGUAUUCGGAGACGAAAAGACCACUUGCCUGCGCCGCGAGACGCCCAACCAUUCAGCUUCGCCCCUCACCUCCGCGUUCCAGCCGGCUUUGGCGGCAAGUUCCGCACCGCCGAUUCGCUCAGCUCGACGGUCAGCGCAACGGGCAAGAGCGACAAGGGUACUCCCGGCCACGACAAGUCUGCCACGGCUUCGUCCGCGACAUCGUCUGCGCCUAGCACGCCGAAGACGCAGUCGCAAACGCCGCUUUCGCCGCCUACGACGACCGCCUCGACGCCUGCUCAAGCCUCACGCGAACCUGCGACGACCAAGCAGGGCGACUCGUCGCUCCCUGCUGCCGCCCCUACGCCCGCUUCGCCUGCCGUCUCCGCUCCUGUUCCCGCAACCGCGCCUGCGACCGAGCCCGCCAUAUCGGGAUCCUCGGCGCCCGUCUCGCCCAAGUCGCCCGCCGCAGCUCCCGUCAAGCGCUCCUGGGCCGAUCUCGUUCGCCCGCCUCCUGGUGCCGCGCCGCCCACCGUGCCCAACGGCAUCACCCCCAUCUCCGCCUCGACAACUCUUCCCGGCGCUGCUCACCCCGGCGUCCCCGAAACCCUCCUCGGCCUGCUCUCCCUCCCUCCUUCGCACAUUCACCAGCCUCAAGCGCCGAGCCCCCGCGGACUCAUCAACAACGGCAACUUGUGCUUUGCGAAUGCGACGCUCCAGGCGCUGGUCUACUGCGGCGCGUUCUGGAAUCUGUUGGGCUUGAUCGAGCGCGGUACGAAGAAGGACUUGCGUGAGGCGAUGGCGGGCAAGACGGAGAAGGACAAGUCGGAGCGCAGUGCUGUCGAGGCGAUGAUCGCCUUCCUCGCCGAAUUCCGCACCUCUGCUUCGUCCACCUCGCCUGCGUUCGACCCGGCGCAGAAUGCGUCCUCGUCUGCAAACGCCGAUGCAUCGACUUCGUCCGGGACCUCGACUCCAAAGCCGCCCUUCAACAACAACGUUCACCCUCCGAUCUCGUCCGCCUCUUCCGUCGCUAGCUCCUCCUCCGCUACCUCCCAGCCCGCUCCUCUCUCGCCUACCCCGAUCCACGACUCGCUCCGCCACAACCCUCGGUUUGACGCGAUGCGCCGCGGGACGCAGGAAGACGCGGAGGAGUUCCUUGGGUUCUUCCUGGAGACGCUGCAUGAGGAGGUGGUCAAGAUUAUGGAGCUCGAGGAGAAGAAGGAGCAAGGGAAGGGGAAGGGCAAGGCGAUCAGCCAGGCUGGCGGAGAUGAGGGCUGGGAGGAGGUGGGCAGCAAGGGAAGGGUUGCGACCACGAGGACGACCGAGACAAAGGAGUCUCCCAUCACCCGCAUUUUCGGCGGCAAGCUUCGCAGCGUCCUGCGGUGUCCGGGCCAGAAGGACAGCGUCACCAUCGAGCCUUUCCAGCGCCUUCAGCUCGAUAUCCAGCCCGACCACGUCCUCAGCAUCGAGGAUGCGCUCGUCCAGCUCACCGCGCCGGAAUCUCUCCCCGACUACGUCACCUCGCGCGGCCGGACACUUGACGCUACGAAGCAGGUCUUCCUCGACGCGCUCCCGCCUGUGCUCAUCCUUCACCUCAAGCGCUUCCUGUACGACGAGGUCGGCGGCGUGCAGAAGAGCACGAAGAAGGUCGCGUACGGGACGGAGUUGGCCAUCGAUGAGCGGGUCAUGAGCGCGCCGCUCAAGGCGCAGGUCGGUCGCGCGGGCGCCAAGUACGAGUUGUUCGGAGUCGUAUAUCACCACGGCCUGCACGCCUCGGGUGGCCACUACACCGUCGCCGUUCGACGAGGAUACCAUUCGCCUACGUGGUUCGAGCUCGACGACACGUACAUGCGCACGCUUGACGCGAAGGAGGUUGCGGUCCGUCCCCAAUCGGCUAAGGCGCGGCGGUGGGAGACGGCAAGCUCGUCAAAGCUGUUCGACGACGACGCGGACCAGAAGAACGCCUACCUACUGUUGUACGCCAAGGUAGACGAGGAGAAGUAG